AUGUCGCUCUCUGUUGAGAUGGUUCAGGGGACGGAGAAGUCCUGGAUAGACCUUUCUAACUCGUCGGGAAAGCUCGCGGCGCUAUAUGCGAUCCAGGAUUGUGGAUAUAUUGUACUGAAAGCAGCAGCAAACACUGGAUCGAUAGAAGAAGCCAGGGACAACGAGUAUACUAAAGCUCUCCUCUCUGAAACACGGAAUGGUGAUUUUCAACCUAGCCAUCCCGGAUAUAUACCUGCCUAUCGGCUUAAGGACCCCAACAUCAAGAUGAACCGGUCACGAUUUUGGAGAGAACAGGCAAUGUCUAGAGAUCCAAAAGAACUUAAUUACAUCAUGUGCUACCAUCUAUUUGGAGGCAGUCACGACAUGUGGGAAUGGGAAUAUGAUAAGGGACUAUGGGAGGAAGAGACGGGAGAAACUGAAGUGGUUCAAGCUGCUGGUGGAGACCUAAUCAUCUGCAAUGGCUGGUUACCCCAACGACCCCCAAAGCCGCAAGGGACGAAAGACGCUUUUGUUGUGAGCUAUCGAUGGAAGGGUUUCCACCAGGAAACCCAAUGA
Messenger RNA from Microsporum canis CBS 113480, 555 nucleotides. RefSeq lists its product as hypothetical. Lineage: Eukaryota; Fungi; Ascomycota; Eurotiomycetes; Onygenales; Arthrodermataceae. The record is from RefSeq and is a predicted model, not a curated record. The transcript is spliced from 3 exons. The coding region runs from base 1 to 555 and encodes 184 amino acids.